Molecule: messenger RNA, 432 nt
Organism: Nipponia nippon (crested ibis)
Lineage: Eukaryota; Metazoa; Chordata; Aves; Pelecaniformes; Threskiornithidae
Source: RefSeq, a predicted model, not a curated record
AUGUCCUGCGCCAGCCUGUGCAUCCCUUCCUGUGGGGUGGCCGCCCCGGCCCCUCUGGCUGACACCGCCAACGAGCCCUGCGUGCGGCAGUGCCCUGACUCCGUGGUGGUGAUCCAGCCCCCGGCCUCGGCGAUCACCUUCCCCGGGCCCAUCCUCAGCUCCUUCCCGCAGUACAGCGUUGUUGGCUCGGUGGGAGCCCCUGGCGUUGGAGGUGGCUUCGGCGGCACUUUUGGAGGCCGUGGUGGUUUAGGAGGCCUUGGGGGCUUUGGGUCGUACGGAGGCCUUGGGGGCUAUGGAGGCUAUGGUCUUUCUGGGGGCUAUGGAGGCUAUGGUCUACCCUCGGUCUCCACAAGUAGCACCUCUUGUCUUCUACCACCAGAGGCAGAGCAAAGCUUUCAGCCCCUCUUUAGGCUGUGGCAAAACAGCUACUAG